AUGGAAAAACUAAAGGCAACACGCACCAAGUUAAAGUCCAGCCUCACGCGGCUGCUGACACUUUCGGAGAAUCCGCCUGAAAACUGCACAGCGGAUGUGGUGGAUACUAUGAUGACCAGACUCGACAACGUGUGGAAGGAGUUUGAUCGGUCCACUGAUGAUAUGUUUGAAUUUCAAGAAUCGCAAGGUUACGUCGACCCCAUGGGUGACUACGGAGAUUAUGAGAUGAAGUACUUAACUGCACAACUGCACUUAAAGGAACUGGGAAAAUUGGUUAACCCAGUAAAAGCAACUAAGGUCGUGGACUCCAGUGAGGGAGUCAACGAAGUAGUGUCGCAGAUACUACACAAGCAGAUGGAACUUCAACGGGAGUUUUAUGAAAGCAUGACAGUAAGUGGAGCUGCCUGUUCGGCGUUAGGGGGACAGGUCCAGCUGCCCAAAUUACACAUCAAGCCUUUUGGUGGCGACUACCUGGAGUGGCCAGCCUUUAAGGAUUUAUACGAGAGUACCAUUCACAACAGGGUGAAUCUGGAUAAAGCUCAGAAGUUUCAAUAUCUCAAGUCUUUUCUCUGUGAUGAGGCUGCAAGUUUAAUAAAUCAUUUGCCGUUAACAGGAGCGGCGUACGAAACGGCUUGGGCAGGCCUAAUGGAACGUUAUGAUCGACCUCGUCAUGUCGUUAACUCGCUGUUGGAUAAUUUUAGACGUCUACCAUCAACAAGGGUGACAGAUGUAACCAUUCUACGAAAGAUUGCCGAUGGGGCGAGUGAAGUUGUACGUGGCCUAGAUGCACUUGGCCAAACUAAUCGCGACUGCUGGGUGAUCUAUUUUCUACUGGAUAAAAUUGAUGCAGAGUCUCAAUGCAAGUGGGUGUCCUACAGCCGUAAGAUAACCACUCUAUUGCCAAAGGAUGAAGUCGACCCGGCCGUUUUGAAAGUUUUCGAUGGGUUAGAACUGGCUGAUCUACCGGAAACCAACGUUAAGCAUGUGGACAUUUUGUUGGGUAGCGACUACGUGUGGUCCGCAUUCACAGGAGAGAAGGUAUUAGAUAAGCAUGGAAAUAUAAUUGCAAUAUCCACAAUAUUCGGGUUUUGGGAAUUGGAAGAAUUAAGUGGCAGUUUGCCGCCGACUGCUGAUGAUUUAAAGGUCGAGAAUCAUUUUCGCUCUACACACUUUCGUGACUCAAAUGGGAGGUAUAGUGUUGAGCUUCCAUUUAAGAACUCGGAUGUUAAGUUUGCAGAUACUCUUCAGGGAGCAACAUCACGAUUUUAUUCAGUAGAACGUCGACUUCAGAAAGAUAAAAGGUUAAAGGAAGAGUACACCAAGUUCAUGCGCGAAUAUAUUGCUUUGGGACACAUGCGCAUCCUUGAUGAGUCAGAGAAGACGAGUGCACCUAAAGAACACAUGUUCUAUAUGCCUCACCAUCCGGUUAUUGCUGCCAAGAUUCUAUUGGAAGAUUUCUAUGUGGACGAUGUCCUGACCGGAGCAAACACGGAAGAUCAACUUAUACGUAACAAGGAUGAACUUAUUCAACUAUUAGGUCGCGCACAGCUGGAGCUUGGGAAAUGGGUAUCCAAUACCCACGGAAUCGGCUCUUUAGAAGAAGCAGCAGCGACAAGUGUGACUGGAGAUGCCUCCUCCGUCAAGGUAUUAGGAAUACAUUGGGAACCAAAGUCUGACAUCUUCACAUAUGGUAUAAGGUUGAGCGAAUGCACAGAAAGUUCAAAAAGACAAGUAUUAUCAGACGUAUCACGCAUAUUUGACCCGCUUGGUCUACUGGCGCCGGUCAUUGUUCAAUUCAAGAUCCUUUUCCAAGAGCUCUGGCUUCUUAAUCUAGAUUGGGAUUCACCGCUUCCAACCAAGCUGGCAGACCGAUGGCGUAAGUAUCGCGAAGACAUUAUCAACAUAAGGCAGUUAAAGAUACGGCGUCAUAUUGGGUAUGUCGGCAGACGAAUAGAGUUCCACGCCUUCUCAGACGCCUCAAUAAAAGCAUACGCAGCAGUCGUAUACUCUCGGAUCGUGAACCAGGAUGGCAGCAUAGAGGUUUCACUGAUUGCAGCGAAAACACGGGUCGCUCCACUUAAGCAGCAAUCGCUCCCUCGUUUGGAAUUAUGUGGCGCACUUCUGCUAAGUCGGCUGAUCGCAUCAAUUAAAUUAGCUUGGAAGGAUCUAGAAAGCACCGUAUAUGCUUGGUGUGAUUCGACAAUUGUGUUGGCAUGGUUGAACCACUUGCCAGCUAGUUUAAAGACGUUCAUUGGCAAUCGUACUGCCGAGAUAUUGGAAGUAAUACCAAGGGACUCGUGGCGCCAUGUUAAUACCAAGCAGAACCCCGCAGACUGCGCUUCUAGAGGAAUGCUGGCUGAGGACUUACUCCCGUUUACUCUCUGGUGGAAGGGUCCCGACUGGCUGGCUGAGACACAUCUUAACUUAGGUAACGAAGAUGAUAUACAAAUCUCUAACUUAAUUUCAGAAGACGAGUACCGAAAAGAGUUGAAGGCUACAGUAUUAGUUACUCUCGCGGAAACCAUGAACGAGUCAUCUCCCCUCGAAGAACUCAUUGGUCGUGUUUCUUCCUGGCCGAGACUUGUGCGCAUUGUGGCAUAUAUUUUACGAUUCAUCAGACACAUGAAAAACCCCCAAGAAAAGUCAGACAAUUUCGCCGUAACCUAUGACGAGUACAAGGCAGCCAGGAACCUAUGUUUGCAGCAAGCUCAAGACGAAUGGUAUAAAGAACGAAAAGCGCUACGAAAUGAAGGAUGCGUACCAAAAGGCUCUAAGCUGUGUACCCUGACGCCGAUUUUAGAUGACAAUGGGCUUCUACGUGUAGGAGGUCGACUCAAUAAUUCAGAGUUAUCAUAUUCAGCCAAGCAUCCGCUCAUCUUGCCGAGGAAGCAUCGCAUAUCUCACCUAAUUUUGGAACACGAGCAUCAACAUAAUCUACACCCAGGAGUUUCGGCCCUCUUUGUCAUCGUUCGUCAACGUUUCUGGAUAAUGGGAGCCAGAAAUCUGAUUCGUAAAGUUACUCACAACUGUAUAAAAUGCUUCAGACAGCGAGCACAUACCAGCAACCAACUAAUGGCCGCACUACCGGCAGUGAGAGUUCGGCAAGCAUUUCCGUUCGAAAAUACAGGUUGUGAUUAUGCUGGCCCAAUCAUGAUGAAGACACACAAAGGAAGGACCGCUCGAAAGGAAAAGGGAUACAUAUGUCUCUUCGUAUGCAUGGCAACCUCAGCUUUACACUUGGAGCUGGCAACAGACCUUAGCACUGAUACAUUUUUGGCUGCUCUUAGACGUUUCAUUUCACGGCGAGGCAAAUGUGUGACAAUGUUCAGCGACAAUGGACGAAAUUUUGUGGGAGCCAAAAGAAGUCUUAACGAAAUGGAACAAUUAGUUCAAUCCCAGCUGCACAAUAACAAGAUAGCAGAGGCGUUAUCGAUCGAAGGCAUCAACUGGAAGUUCAUACCGCCACAUGCGCCCCACUGGGGAGGCAAAUGGGAAUCGGGUGUGCGCUCUGUGAAGCUUCAUUUACACCGAGUAAUCGGCCACGCCGUUCUUACAUUCGAACAAAUGCAUACGUUGUUAACACAGGUGGAAGCGGUGAUCAACUCAAGGCCUCUUUGUGCCACUUCCGAUACAGAGGUUGGAUAUCUCUCGCCCGCUCACAUGUUGAUCGGUCGUCCUUAUACCACAGUGCCAGAUGGAGAUUUGGACCAAGUGCCGGCAAACCGAUUGGAUUACUGGCAGCAAUCUCAGGCCAUGUUACAAGGCUUUUGGAAAAGGUGGCAUCUUGAGUACCUUACGUCGUUGCAGCAAAGGCCAAAAUGGUUAAUGAAAUCGGCAAACCCGAGGCCUGAUGAUCUCGUUCUAGUAAAGGAUUCUCAUACUCCUCCGGCUUCUUGGAUCCUGGCCCGCAUUAUCGAGACGAUUCCUGGCCCAGACGGUCUAGUACGAGCCCUUAAGUUAAAGACAGCUACAGGAGAGAUGACCCGUCCCAUAACCAAGGUGGCUCCCCUGCCAGUUUCAGAAACAUUGUUUCAGGGCCCGGCGUUGCAUGGUCACACCGUUUUGGCUGAUGCAAUAGAAAACAGGAGCUUCUAUGUGAAAUGCGGUGAUGAAAACUCUGUCAUCAAAGACGUCAGAGCCGGAGUCCCCCAGGGAAGCGUUCUCGGCCCAGUGCUCUACACCCUCUACACAGCUGACAUGCCGAUACUCAACGAUCCCAAACUCCUAACUGCAACAUACGCGGAUGACACUGCCUUCAUGGCAACCAAGGCUAGUGCCACAGGAGGCUAG
This is a messenger RNA of Drosophila willistoni, 4290 nucleotides long. RefSeq lists its product as uncharacterized. Gene Ontology annotation, molecular function: nucleic acid binding. The transcript has 6 exons. Bases 1 to 4290 code for a protein of 1429 amino acids. Gene Ontology annotation, biological process: DNA integration. The record is from RefSeq and is a predicted model, not a curated record. NCBI's taxonomy places the organism in Eukaryota, Metazoa, Arthropoda, Insecta, Diptera, Drosophilidae.